This is a messenger RNA of Caenorhabditis briggsae, 1020 nucleotides long. RefSeq names its product Protein CBR-STR-178 (gene Cbr-str-178). Gene Ontology annotation, biological process: olfactory behavior; G protein-coupled receptor signaling pathway. The record is from RefSeq and is a predicted model, not a curated record. Lineage: Eukaryota; Metazoa; Nematoda; Chromadorea; Rhabditida; Rhabditidae. The transcript has 5 exons. Bases 1 to 1020 code for a protein of 339 amino acids. Gene Ontology annotation, molecular function: G protein-coupled olfactory receptor activity.
AUGUUGAAGAGUCCGUUUUCGAUAUUCUGCAAAAAUUUACAAGAAACCAGCACCUUUAUCUCGUUGGUUCUAAAUGUCUACCUGAUUAUUCUCAUCGUAUACAAGUCUCCAAAAAAGAUUGGAAACUAUAAAUACCUGAUGAUUUAUAUCUGUGUUUUUGAGAUACUGUAUACCAUAUUGGGAGUUAUCACAAAACCGUUCGUCCAUUCCUACACCUCCCGAGUCAUUGUCAUUGUCGAUGUCAAGAAUUCAAUGUUCAGUAGAUCAGUGAACAAGAUUCUCAACAGCCUCAUCUGUGGUUUCUAUGGCUGCUCUGUCUCGAUCUUCGCUAUUCAUUUCAUGUAUCGCUAUGGAGCUUUGGAUAAGUCUUAUCAGAAACAUUUUAAAGGAUGGAAGAUGUUUGUUUUAUGCUGCAUUCCCAUUUUCUACGGAAUCAUUUGGGGACUCACAAUGCAUUUUAUUUUUGAAGAAGACAAAGAGUUCACAGAAUUCAUUAGAAAAGAUAUUUGGGAUUUAUUUGAGCUUCCAGUAGAAGAUAUAGUGUACACUGGAUCCUAUUACUAUCCAGAAGACAAAAAUGGUAUUCAAGCUAUGAAUUGGCGCGCAGCCGGAGGGAUGGCUGUGCUCUGGUUCGUCAUUGGAUCCUCAACUAUAACUGUCAUAUAUUUUGGUUUAAGCUGUUAUUUUAAAAUCAAAAAUGUCUCAAAAGUUUCCGGUGGAGGUUUCUCGAAAAGUCUUCAGCGUCAGUUAUUCAGAGCUCUUGUAAUGCAAGCAGCUAUUCCUCUACUCCUUCUCUAUAUUCCAUGUUCCAUAGUUUUUGUCUGCCCCCUUAUUCAGAUCGAUCUGGGUAAUAUGAGUGCAUUUAUAAGCGUUUCUGUAGCUAUAUACCCUGCAAUUGACCCACUUCCCACAUUGAUUGUUAUCAAAAAUUAUAGAAAAGCGACCAUUGACCUAUUCAAAAAGACUGCAAAGCUCCUUCGCGAGUCUCCAGAAUCUACAUCGUCUCUUAUUCGAACAUAG